AUGACGGUUACUCAGAAAAAGCAAUUGUUAUCAUUUUUAAUAUUCAUUUUAAUUAAUCAUCCAGUUGAAGAGCUUCGAAUUCUAUUGGUUGGAAAAACAGGGGCGGGGAGAAGUGCAACAGGCAACACCAUCUUGGGGAAAAAGGUUUUUAAAUCCGAGAUAUCAUCCUUCUCUGUGACUAAUACAUGUGAAAAGGCUAAUGCAAUAGUUCAUGGAAGAAGAGUAUCAGUUAUUGACACUCCAGGUCUGUUUGAUACCAGCCUAACUACAGAUGAAGUUGUCAAGAGAAUUAACCAGUGCACUUUAUUCUCUGCUCCUGGUCCACAUGCCUUCCUAAUUGUGAUUCAGUUGGGCCGAUACACAGAUAUAGAUGUAGAUGCAGUUAGAAUCAUCCAAAACAUCUUUGGUGAAGAAGCCUCAACACACACCAUGGCACUCUUCACGCAUGGAGAUCUAUUGAAGGAAAAAAACAUUCACACGUUUUUGCGUAACAGCACAAAACUGGUCAGUUUAAUGAAAAUAUGCUGUGGAAGAUUCCAUGUGUUCAAUAAUGAAGAAGAGAAUCCAGAACAGGUCAUUCAGUUACUAGACCAGAUUGAUAAAAUGGUUACUGGAAACGGUGGGCAACACUACACAAAUAAGAUGCUUGAGAGUGUUGAGAGAGCGAUUGAACAGGAGAAAUUAAACAUCCUGAAAGAGACAGAGGAGCAGAGAAAGAAGGAGAUUGAUGUUCUUAGGACAAGAUUUCAAGGAGAACACUUUGAAAAAGAAAAGGAAAUGCUGAACAAUCAAUUUGAACUAAAGGCAAGAUGGCAAGCUGAGAAAAACAUUAUUCGUAUUUCAAAUGGUGGGUUCUCUUUUCUAAAGGAAUUAAGAAAUGUAUUUCUUAAAUAAAAAAAAAAAGAGCAAAAUAAACAGCAAUUCCUGAAUGAAACAAAUAAGCAGACACUGAGGAAGACAUGAAGCUCUGAAUGCUAUUUAAAGGUGAGCAUUUUUAAAGUGGAGAAUAUGGCACCAGGCAAGAUGGCAAGAGAAACAUUUAUACCAAACCAUAACUCAAAUACCCCACGCAAAAUUUCACUCUAUUGCGUUGUCACACCUACAUCUCUUUCUAGCAUGUAAUUAUAAGCACAUUUUGGAAAUCUGUAUUUUAGCACUAAUGUAAUUUGAGUACUAUGUUUUUUUGUGCUUUAUGGUUUUGUUGAAUUCUUAUGCUGUGACCUUCUUUUGUGUUGGUUCCCUGUCCCACUCCAAAUGCUUCCAGGUGUGUCUUUGGUCCCAUUGUGUAUUUAGAGCGUUCAUAUUUCCUUUGUAUAUGUCUAGCAUUGUUUGACAUAGGCCACCUGGUUUUAGGUGCAUAUACUGUAAAUCUCUAAACAGAAAUCACUUGGAAUUAUUUAAUGAAUAAAAGAUAAUUGAGGAAUGCCAUCAUAAAAUCAAGAAAGCAAGUAUAUGCAACACUUUUGUGGUAGUUAAGUACACACUUUGCAUCUCUCCCUAUGAUUUAUAUUAUUUCCAUCUUAAAUGUUUUUUUGCUCCCACUGAACCAUAA
Molecule: messenger RNA, 1552 nt
Organism: Xyrauchen texanus (razorback sucker)
Lineage: Eukaryota; Metazoa; Chordata; Actinopteri; Cypriniformes; Catostomidae
Product: GTPase IMAP family member 7-like
Exons: 2
Coding region: 1-894 (297 amino acids)
Molecular function (GO): GTP binding
Source: RefSeq, a predicted model, not a curated record